UUGGAGUUGUUGAAAAGACGAAGAUAUUGCAGCUUCUCAAGAUGGAAAUUCAAAUUUUCUAAAUGGGUUCAUUGCCCAGAUUUUUUCAUUGCCCAGAUUUUUAGGUUACCACAUAGUGGAUCUGUUUGCUGCCAAGGGAACUGAUACUUGUUGUCUGCAUUUCUGUCAAAGCAUUAACGAGCAUCUCAAGUAACCUUGGGGCCAUUAUUGCAGCUGUCUUUAGGAGGGAGGUUUUUGAACAGUUACUGACAAUAUGGAGGUUUGCAGGCCGCUCAGAUCUCAUAAGAAUAAAUUAAAGCAUCGCCCUUUGACUCCUCUUAGGGUUUUAAGGGGUCUCAUAUGUCUAGUGGUGUUUCUUUCCACCGCCUUCAUGUUUGUAGUGUAUUUUGCACCCACGGCUGCUGGCUUGUUACGGCUUGUCAGCACACAUUACAGUAGGAAAGUGUCAUGCUUCCUCUUUGGCCUAUGGCUGGCUCUGUGGCCAUUUCUAUUUGAAAAAAUAAAUGGGACCAAAGUGGUUUUUGCUGGAGAUAUGGUUCCAGCAAAGGAGCGUGUUUUGCUUAUUUCCAAUCACAGAACUGAGGUUGACUGGAUGUACUUGUGGAAUCUUGCAUUGCGGAAGGGUUGUCUGGGCUACAUCAAAUAUAUACUUAAGAGCAGCUUGAUGAAACUGCCUCUCUUAGGUUGGGGAUUUCACAUUUUGGAGUUCAUUGCCGUGGAAAGGAAGUGGGAAAUCGAUGAACCUAUUUUGCACCAUAUGCUUUCAACAUUUACAAAUCCUCAGGAUCCAUUAUGGCUCGCUGUUUUUCCUGAAGGAACUGAUUUUACUGAAGAGAAAUGCAAGAAAAGUCAGAAAUUUGCAGCUGAAGCUGGACUUCCUAUACUGGCUAACGUCCUACUCCCAAAAACUAAGGGCUUUUCUUUUUGCUUGGAAGCUCUACGGGGAUCCUUGGAUGCAGUUUAUGAUGUGAGCAUCGCAUACAAGCAUCAAUGCCCUUCCUUUUUCGACAAUGUGUUUGGUGUGGAUCCUUCAGAAGUUCAUAUUCAUGUACGGCGUAUCCCUGUUGAUGAGAUUCCAACAUCUGAGAGCGAGGCUGCUGCUUGGUUAAUGGAUGCCUUCCAGCUUAAGGACCGGUUGCUCUCAUGUUUUGUGGCCCAGGGCCAUUUCCCUAACCAAGGAACAGAAGGAGAACUUUCUACAUUGAAAUGCUCGGUAAAUUUUAUGGUUGUAAUGUGUUUGACUGCCAUAUUAGCUUAUCUUACCUUUUUUUCAUCCAUUUGGUUCAAAAUAUAUGUAGGUUUAGCAUGUGUAUAUCUUGCUUCUGCUACUCAUUUUAAAUUUCAACCUUGGCCAGUUUUAGGCUUUGUUAAAGCAAUUUUUUAUUGCAAGAAUCACAAAAGUGAAUAGUACUUUCUGAAAGAUAAAUCUAAAGCUUCAGCUCUUAUUUGUCCUGA
This is a messenger RNA of Corylus avellana, 1455 nucleotides long. It is a transcript of the gene LPAT4, whose product is annotated as lysophosphatidyl acyltransferase 4. Gene Ontology annotation, molecular function: acyltransferase activity. NCBI's taxonomy places the organism in Eukaryota, Viridiplantae, Streptophyta, Magnoliopsida, Fagales, Betulaceae. The record is from RefSeq and is a predicted model, not a curated record. Gene Ontology annotation, cellular component: endomembrane system.